GGCAGGGGAAUACCCUGCUGAAUUAACAGAGAAGGAAGAAAAGGUGGACAGAGAGCUAUGCUAGAUGAGCAAGCACCAGAGAAGAACAAGAGGAAUGGUUCUGCAUGUUCAAUUCUUUAGCUUGUGGGUUAAACAAGAGGAAGGAGAAGAUGACAGAGAAGCUGCUGCUGUAUAAGAGUGGGAGAACUUAAAGAUAUCCAAGGAAUUUCUGCCAAGAAAGUAAUGGGUUUGUGAGGUUAGCUUAAGAAGUAUAAAAGGCCUUGGAAGUCCAAGAGCUGCAUAAGGAUGUGGAGUUCAACAAGUUUCUUCAAGCUUGUAAAGUAAACUAUAUCCACCCGAAAGUUAUUUGUGGCUCAAGUUUUUAUGAAAAUCCACCCCUGGGAGUCUAUAAACGUUUGUAGCUAUUUAUUCCUAGUGGGAAACUUGGCGUCGUAUAGCCUGAACCUGAGUUUCUU
This is a messenger RNA of Rubroshorea leprosula, 455 nucleotides long. The record is from the annotation of a GenBank genome assembly. NCBI's taxonomy places the organism in Eukaryota, Viridiplantae, Streptophyta, Magnoliopsida, Malvales, Dipterocarpaceae.